Molecule: messenger RNA, 5683 nt
Organism: Bemisia tabaci
Lineage: Eukaryota; Metazoa; Arthropoda; Insecta; Hemiptera; Aleyrodidae
Product: glass bottom boat
Cellular component (GO): extracellular region
Molecular function (GO): cytokine activity; growth factor activity
Source: RefSeq, a predicted model, not a curated record
UAAUUUGCAAGUGCAAGUGUGGUGUUGGUUUCUAUUCAUGAAUUUCCUAUAAUUUAUUUGUAGUGCUAUUGAAAGCAUUUAAUCGUACUUUAUCCUAGUUCUGUGUCCAUGGUACUCCAUAUUCAAUCAUGAUUUGUGCCAAGUUAUUCUUAAUUUUGUCAUUUUUUGUGCUGAUGGACUGCAAAGACCCAAGAACUGCCUUGUACAUGGACAAUGGUUUUGACCAAACCACUGUUUAUCCCUUGUCGAGACAAGAAAAACGUGAGGUAGAGCAUGAAAUAUUGAAUCUUCUUGGAUUAUCCGCGAGACCACGCCAUGUAACAAACUCUACACUGAAAGGUGGCUCAGCACCCAGAUUUCUUCUUGAUGUUUACAAGUCUAUGCUGGACAAUCCUAGGUCACGGAGUACACGCAGCGAAUUCAAUCUUGGAGGCAGAGACUUACAGUCAAUUGAUGAAAGUGACGUGAUCAUGAGUUUCUCUAGUUUAUAUCAUCAUGUGAGUGGUGUGCGCCAUGAAAGAGGUAAACGUCUAUGGUUUGAUGUAUCAGAGGUCCCUGCGGGUGAAACCAUUGUCGGCGUGGAGUUGAGGAUUUAUCAAAUGACCAAUGUAUCGAUAAAACCUGUCACUGGUUUGGUCGUCACACUUUAUCAAGUUCUUGACACUGAUGGAGAGCGGGAAUUGGAGGUGGUUGAUUCUGUAAACACUACAAGCAGCAAUGAAGGUUGGUUACUUUUCAAUGUCACGAGAGCUUUCGCCUCUUGGGUAGCAAUUCCUUCCUCUAACAAGGGUCUGUAUUUGUCGGUUCAUCUGAACACUAGAAAUGCUCAUGAAAUGCGAACGGAAGAGGCAGGUCUGGUCACAACAGCCACUCCUGGAAGUGAAGAAAGGCAACCAUUCAUGGUAGCGUUUUUCAAAGCCAAGAAUCCCGAAAAGCGUGUCCGGAGCCGGCGAACUCGAGAGGCAGAAAGGCGAAGACGGAAGAAGUCAAAUGAUGAAAGCUCUUAUCCUCACAAUCCUCUUCUAAGCACUGCUCAACACCUUUCAGCUAGAAGUUGUCAGUUGCAGACGUUGUAUGUCAGCUUUCAAGAUUUGGCUUGGCAGGAUUGGAUCAUCUCACCGGACGGGUAUGGGGCCUCCUAUUGUAGCGGAGAAUGCAAUUUCCCACUUAAUGCUCACAUGAACGCAACAAACCAUGCAAUAGUGCAAACUUUAGUGCACCUCAUGUCUCCUUCAAGUGUGCCGAAACCGUGUUGUGCUCCAACAAAAUUACAGUCAAUCUACGUCCUGUACCACACAGAUCCGUACAGUGUCACUCUGAAAAAGUACCAUAAUAUGGUCGUAAAAAGCUGUGGCUGUCAUUGAUUCUCAUUUUUUACCAAAAGACUUUUAAAUUGACACGAAAUGAAGGAACCUUGAAAACUUCUUGUCAUCCGUUCAAAACUCUUUUUACUGAAAUUAUUGCAUAAUAUUUUACAAACGAAAGUUAGUGGCCGGUGGUAAAUUUCUAUUAGUUUGUAUAGAUGUAUUUUGUUUGAUGUAACAAGUCAGAACAGUUCGUAACAAUCAUAUUUUGUUUGGAUUCAGAUUCUGAUAAGGGGAUGUGCCCUAUUUUAACUUGAAUCAUUUUUGCACAAUCUAGCAAUAUUAUCGCAACAUUGUUACAGAACCAUCAUAAUACGCUUGAAACACGUCAUGACAAAAGUGUGACAUUUGUUAACAGGAUUUUUAACCGCAUUCAUAACUUCUCCGCUCUCAUUGGUCAUGUGCGAGUGACACAAAUAUCACAAAAUUUUCAACAGAAAACAAUUGUUGCACCGAACAAAAUACGUCCAUUAUUUUAAGAUGUUUCAGUUUUUCCAUUCAAUCGAGGUGAUUUAAUGGAAUUAAGUAGUUAAGUAUUUUAUAUGUCAAAGAACAAAAGCUGUGAGACACACCAGUCAAUAAACACAAGUUGGUGAUCAUACAAUCGUAGCCAAGAUGAUGCCAUGACUGCAUUACCUAGAGUACUCUCACGUAGAGGGAAAAAUCUCACAUGGAGCAUAGUUUCCCUCCUGGAGCUAUGCUGUCUGGUGCAACACUAUGCACAUCCAAUCAGAGAGCAGCUGUAGACGUGUACCACGCCUGAUUGGACCCACCAUCAGUACAGCGCAGCUUUCUUAUUUUCUUCUUCCACCCUUUGAUGGUAAUACUCUGCAUGAUGCAUAGUCAUGACGUCACCUUGGCCAUGAUCUUAUGAUCACCAACUUGUGUUCAUUUUGUAUGAAUAAUUUCAGUUGUAAACUGGUGUGAUGGUUGACUUAUCAAUGUAAAAUGACCAGAAUCAAAUUGGUUCGUUCGAUUUUCAACGCUUCUAGGAAGGGGCCUGUUUUAAGUGUUCUGAGACUUGGCUUACCGCCGGCCUUACGAAAUAAAUUGACUUUACAAUUUAAGAUGUAUUUUAUUCAAAUAUUAAUGUGCAUUUAUCAGCACCAUCAAUAUUAAUUCCUUCAUAAGAGGUUGUAUUUGUUUUCUUUGAAACUGUAGAACACAUUGAAUGAUAUGGUCCCUCAAUCGGUCUGUCUCAUUUGAACUUUAACUAUUUGUACCAGCAAAGACUAAGGAAAGUUCAAAGAUUUUAAAAUUUUGAUAGCCAACGAACCAAAAAAUUACUUUGUACAAGCACACAAAACAAAUUGGAUCAAUUAGCUGUGGGUCUCUCCAAGUCUUUUCUGUGACACUUUUUUUAAGGGUUUUUUUUUUUUUUUUUUUGAACUCUUUGUAUUGUCCGAAUGUUACUCGUGUUGCUAAUAAUUUUUCUUUUUAUUCUAUGUACUUAGUUCUUGCACUUCAAAGCCUUUACUCGUCAUCAUUUUUCUUGGAAUGAGACAAUGUUUUGUAACGCAACAGCUACACAUUGAAUCUCAUCCGUAGGGGGCUGCUUAGAAUAUACUCACUGCUGUUACGGUGAAUCAUUCUGUCUACCUGAAGAAUCUUUGUCCAAGAAGCAUGUACUAUAUCUCUGCACGGGUUAUUUCAAUUUUUAAAUAUCAUUAUGACUAAUUUAAAAAAAAAAAAAAAAUGAUUGAGGUGAAAUUAAGUGCACCCCAAUAUUGGUGGUUAUUUUUGUAUACAUCGACCUUCAUUCUCAGGCUGUGCAAUUUUUUUUUAUUCAUAUACUUAUGAAAAAUCUUUCAGUGAACUAAAUAUUUUUUAUAGUACCAUUUGUAUACUUUUUUAUAAGUUUAGGAAAAUCAAGAGCUUUUUUCUUUAUAAAUUGUCAAUUAAGGUUCUUAAAAAAUGUCUAACUGUAAUCCUUAGUCUUCAGUCAACCGUCAGAUUUUUUUUACAAAACCAUCCAUGUUUAAUUAUUUGAUUGAGAAAGGUUUCAUCAAUAUAUUCGUCAAUCAGCUUGACUUUUUGCACUAUCCUAGCUAAAAAAUGUUGUAACAAUUUUAUUUUCUGUUUCAAAAUCGAGAGAAUAUAAACUUCCUUGACAAAGCCUUUAUUAAGCACUUGAUUCUGCAAUAAUUUCUCUAUCUACAAGAUGUUAUUAUUGCCGUGUUAUAACAAUUUUAGGGUAUUACCUGAUGCCUCUUCAAACUUUUCAUAUUAUUGAACCUUUAUUUUUGUAGAAUUCUGUGAAAUUGUGCUUUAACUAUUUCCUAAGGUCUUUCAAGUACCUGGGAAAAGAGUGGCCUUGAGCUUGACAAAAAAAAAACAUUAAAAUAGUAUCCUAUCAAAGUCUGUAAGUUAUGAAGUGCCAUGGUGAAUUUAUCGAUGCAGAGAUUUAUAUGGAUAUUAUUUAAUAAACUUGUAAAAGAGGGGGCAAUCUCUGGACCAGAAUAAUUAUCGCUAUGAAAUUUAAUGAAACUGAACCAUUUUAUGGAUCCACCUAUUUUCAGCCAUGGUCAUUUUUGUCUAUAAUAUGUAUUCUCAGUCUUCAUUACGAUGCGUUGAUUGACUUAAGCACAUCGGGGGAAAAUUUGGUUUUGUUUUUACGCUAACAAAAUGUUUCAUUAAAAAAUUAUUUUAAUAUAAUAUUAUUUUCAUAGAUCUCUAAGUCAGACUUUUUUUACUCUGUCUCUCUUCUCUUGCAUUGAAAUUUUUCUUUGAUUGAGAUUUUUGCCUUAUACUUAAAAAACUAAUUUUAGGAUGAAACAUGACACUAAAUUUUCUAAGAAAAACCAUUUUGCAUUUUUUAUGUGUCAGAUCAACCUCUGUACUCAGCUUUAAGUGGAAUAAUAAAUGUGAAACCUCUGAAUUGUAAUUUUUGGAAAGAAUUUUCAGAAAGUGUUUAUUGCUCUGUUAAUGCGUUACAGCUGUCAGGAUGUCAUUACGAAUAUAAUUAUGUUUAUUAUAUCACUCAUAGCAAACAAAUUUUCAACAUGAAUCUAGUUUCUUCCAAAUUUGAGCAAGGUUGAACAUUGUUGAAAAGAACGGAUAUGGUACAUCGUAAGGUGCUGUUUCUAAAUUAAUUUAUUUUAAAAGCUUAAAGGUAUUAUCAAAAGCAUAGGUAUAUUGUACAUUUACAAAUGAAAAUUUCAUUAAAUGUGUGCCAUUAUAAAUGGUGAAAAGAAAGUGCCCUAUUUUAGGAGAUGCAAGGCUGAUAUAUGAAUGUAAUUUAGUCGUUAAGUCCCAGUGCAUCAAGGAUCUUGAAGGUCUCUUCUGAAAAAAUAAUAUUAGUGCCUUAUUAGAAAUUAAUAGAUCUGAACUUGUGUUAACUGCCUUUACCUCUACCCACAUACUAGGUCACUUAAAUCUAUGGUUAUUGCAACAGCUCACAAGUACCUAUUUAAAAGGAUUUGAAAAAAUCAAAAUGACCAUCUCAUAGACCAUGAGUUGGAGUUCUCUGCUUAUUUAAAUUAUUUAAAGUUUUCGUAUUCUCUCUCUGUAAUAAAAGUAAGCUUCCCAAAGAAUGUUUUGUCUUUAACGCAUUCCAGUCUGAAGCCCAAUUCACACAAUUAAACUUGUCAUGCAACUCUUUUUCCUCUUUUGUUGUUGAGAAGUUGAAUCUAGUGGGACUGAGGCAAUAACACAACAAUUUGAUGAAAAGUUGAAUGGAAACUUGAAUGUGAUGUCACCUUCAACUUUUCAUUCAACAUUCUAUCGCAUUGGCUCUGCUAAUUUGAAAAAUCCUCUGACCGACAUUAGCCGAAGCUGUAUUUUUUCAAACCAAAAGCUACGGAGGUACCCAAAUUCCAUUAGAUGAUAUCACACGGCAACAGCAGUUGAAUCAAAUUUAGUACAUUUCAACAUUCAACUUUUCGUUGGCUUUUAAUUGAUGAAAAGUUGAAUAGUAUAAAUGGGGCUCAAGUCAGCAGAAUCUUUAAAAGUGUAUGAACUCAGAAAUUAUCCUCCUCUGCAGCUGUAAUUUCUAUCAAUUGUUUUUCUCUCACUCAACUUCUCUGAUGAUUCCGAUGAUCUCAGGACUUUCAGUAGCAUCAGUAUUAGUUGGAUCAAUCAUGUGACCAUUUUAUUUUACUUUUAAUCUUUUUCUUUUUAGGGAGCCCUCUUACAUUAUUAUAAUUAUUGCACUUCAUCUAUUCAGAAGUAUGGAAUAUGAAAGUGAAUCCACCCUUUUUGCAGAAGUUUCAGUUAGACUUUAAGUAGUGCUUUGUAUAAUUAUCAUUUUCUACGAAUGUGCCUUUUCAGUACCUACUUUUUGUAAAUAAAUGUAAAUGUAUUUUCUAUUUCUCUACCAA